UUGGUAACUUCAAAGUACACACCAAGUUGCUCAGUCCAGUUACGACCAGAUCCCAUUGAUGAAGUGAGUUGAAUCAGUUCUCUAACGAGCUUCACGCAGCGUCACCCUUUUGAGUUUUACAGCGUCUAGAGAUUUUAGUAGCUUUUAUCCUUUCAAUGAUUAUGCCAAUCGAAGCGGAAAUCCGAGCGCAGAUUUGUUAAAUGUGAACCGCCAUAUCCAGGUACAGUAAAUUGGCCAAUUUCCGUCACCGCCGAAAACUCGUUUACCACCCACUGUAGCUGUCAGCAGUAGCAGUAGCAGUAAUACUGAAGAAGGGGGCGCGUUUUGUGGGCUCUCCCGAUGGUGUACCAUGUCAACGAUAGACGAGCGUGUCGCCUAUUUAGAUAAUCCAUACUUCAAAGGUCACAUCUAUGGUAAUUUUAGUCCGUUUUACGUAACCAUCGGAAUCUGCACCGUGCUGCUACUUUCCAUCUUUCUGCUCAACAUUAUCUGUGGUUGUUGCUCGAAAAACAAACACUACUGGCAGGAUCGACAUACAGGAAAUCGUUGGCUAAUCUCGAUUUGGUCUGCGACUCCACACAAGCAACCUCCGUUGGAUUUGACAGAACUGAAGGACGUGAGAUCUUUCCAACCAAUCAAUCCCGACAUCGAAAGGCCAGUCGAGUAUACCGUGUCCCAUCAUAGACCUCAGCAACACUUUGGACGGAGUGGCUACCCGGAGGAAUACGUUGAGUUGCACAAACGCGAAAGUGACAUCUAGACGACGCACAGGGCUGU
Molecule: messenger RNA, 777 nt
Organism: Malaya genurostris
Lineage: Eukaryota; Metazoa; Arthropoda; Insecta; Diptera; Culicidae
Gene: wrm1
Exons: 4
Coding region: 350-760 (136 amino acids)
Source: RefSeq, a predicted model, not a curated record